GCUUCAGUGUGGGCCGAGAGAGACUAGACAAAAGUCUGUACUAAAUUGGUGCCAAAAAAUCUGACUCCUGACCAAAAGCAUUUGCGUCAACGGGUCUGCUCAAAUUUACUUGAAAGGUUAUAAAAAUAUUUGCUUUGAAAGGGACCCGAUUUGGGUCGAUGUAAGCGGUAAAGCAUAAAACGGCACAGCUCUUGAAGACGCUCACCAAAGUCUCGUUAUUUAAUAGCCAGACCUCGUAUAAUAUUAAAUUGAUGCUAAUUACGGAAUGUAAAUAUAAAGAGAUAGGAAUGGGCCCAUAUAAGUAGCGUAUCUACGGUCAACAUUGACAUACACAUUAAAAACAAAAAUACAAAAAAUGGUAUUCUAUCUACUAUCGACAAUUUAUUGGAUUAAGUGAAUAUUUGUUAAUUGUCUUCGAAAAAUAUCGGAUCAAAUUAAUUUCGUAAUUCAUUUACUCAGGUGAUCAAUCGAUACAAUAAAAAUUCAGAUAUUUUAUGAAAUAUAAUUGUCUACAAUGCUAGAGCCAGAAUUGUGGGGUAAAUCAACAAACUUUCUAGCGAAUCUUCACAAGCAGCACAUGUCUCAUUUGGAAAAACUGAUAACAUGGAAGGAUAACGAAUCGAUUUUCGAAUUUGGAAUUGGUGAUGGUACCAAUACUAAACAAACAUUAUUACCAAUUUUGCCGCAAGACUAUAAAGAAUUCAUUGGAAGUGAUAUAAGUCAUGAGAUGAUUGAAUUUGUACAGAGCAAUAUGUCAGAUACAAGAAGUAAAUUCAUCAAACUGGACAUAUGUUCUAAGAACAUACCGAAUGAGUUAUUAAAUAGAUUCGAUCAUAUUUUCAGUUUUUGUGUGAUGCAUUGGUUGCAAAACACAGAGCAAGCUUUAAAAAAUCUGUACGAAAUGUUAAAACCAGGUGGUCAAAUGAUUCUAACAUACGUACAUGAAACAUCAGUGGAUGAAGUAUAUGAUUUAUUGUCUCAUCACCCCAGAUGGAGUGAAUAUAAUCAUAAAUGUUUCACUUCACCUUACUACAAACAAAAAAACAUAUGCCAAGUAUAUAAAGCUUUGUUUUCCAAAGCUGGUUUUGUGGAAAAGUAUUUCGAAGUUGAUAGUAAGAGAUCAUAUAAAUUUGAGGAUAAAAAAAUGUUUGAAGAUUUCUGCCUUAGUAUUAAUCCAGUUCUGAAGAAAAUUCCGAAAGAAGAUUACGAAGAUUACAAAGCUGAAUACAUAAAGAUGAUGACGAAUAAUAAAUAUAAUUUCACGACUGUAUGUUCAGAGACAGGAGAUAUUUGUUACAACACUUCCUUUGUGUUAAAUUUGGUUGUACUGGAGAAAGCUUGACAUAUAUAAAUAUGAAAAAGGGAUUUCGUGAUUCAAGGGACUUGGUAAUUGGAUAAAAUAAAAAAUUUAAUCAAUCACGCAAGUUGUAUUUGUUUCUUAUAUUAUAAUUGAAUAAAAAAAAUAUCGACCGACA
Messenger RNA from Diorhabda carinulata, 1475 nucleotides. Its product is annotated as juvenile hormone acid O-methyltransferase-like. The record is from RefSeq and is a predicted model, not a curated record. The transcript is spliced from 4 exons. Gene Ontology annotation, molecular function: S-adenosylmethionine-dependent methyltransferase activity. Lineage: Eukaryota; Metazoa; Arthropoda; Insecta; Coleoptera; Chrysomelidae. The coding region runs from base 515 to 1342 and encodes 275 amino acids.